Aspergillus pseudonomiae is the source of this 1413-nucleotide messenger RNA. RefSeq lists its product as uncharacterized. The annotation marks the transcript as partial. NCBI's taxonomy places the organism in Eukaryota, Fungi, Ascomycota, Eurotiomycetes, Eurotiales, Aspergillaceae. The transcript has 2 exons. The record is from RefSeq and is a predicted model, not a curated record.
AAGACCUGGGCGGUGACCGAGGCGCUCUCCCACUACCCCGUGGGGGACGCCUGGAAGGUCCAGAUUGACGAGAUCCAGCGGGCGAUCAAUGACAUCCGAACGGACACCAACGAGCUCACGGCCAGGACGGAGGACCCCCUGCGGACGUUCGCCAGAGCCGUGCGGGGGGGCCCUUCGCCCUGCCACUAUCAGUCGAACCACAACUCCGCGAGCAGCGCCCCGGCGUGUCCGGCCGAUCUCGACCGCGACCGCGCCCUCACCGUGAAGGUAGGUGAUCCCGCCAUGGCCCGGAACCUGCGCCGGCUCACGAACGAGGACCUAGUCAAGCGCGCUGAGGAACACCGCUGGCUGGCGGCUAUCACGGCCGUCCGACCGACCCUGACCUCUAUCCAGUUCGUCGCGGCGAAAAUUCUGUGGUCAGGUGACCUGCGGCUCUUCCUCCGCAACGCCAAGGAAGCGGAGAUCGCGCGGACACACCGGGACGCCUGGAUUAAGGGAUUCGGCACCGCCGCACGGGUCGCCCUCCCCUCGUGGGGGGUGGUCGCCGCCGACAUGCCCAGCCAGGCCCUGGGCCCGUUGACCGAGGAAGCGGACCGCAAGCGGAUCGCGCAAGAACUCGUGGCCAAUAACUGUCACACGUGGGGUGAGUCCUGCGAGAUCACGUACGUGGGCUGGCUCGUUCGCCCCUCUCCGGGUAAGAAACGGUCCUGGAUCGUCAUUGAAUUUACCACGCCGUACCACGCGAACCGUGCCAUCAAGGCCGGGACCAUCUGGGACUUCCAGGUCUCGGAGACCGUCCUGUACGACCGGGCGUCUCGCAUUGAAACAUCUGUCCGAACGAAACCGUCUGUGGCGCGUGCUCCGGCAAGCACUCGACUACUGCUUGCCGCGACCGUGACACCCCCAGGCUUGUGCCGAAAUGCGCCAACUGCGGUGGCGAUCACAUGGCCUGGCACAAGAAGUGAGGUAUAUAUCCAGGAGCAGGAGAAGGCUCGGGGGCGCGCGCUGCACCGGCCGCGCUUCCACCAUACACCUGCCUACCUGCAGGACCCGGACGUGGGUAGCGCCACGGGGUCAGCCGCACACCACAUAGGCCCCAGCAGCGGGGAGCCAACGGAGACAGAGAGUGAGGACGCUGGGGGGUCGUCCGAGGGUGCCAGAGCCGCCCCGGGGACAGAAGAGGGAUCUGGGGAUCUGUCGGCGGCUGCCAGAGACGCAUCGGACGACUCCGCUAUAGAGGGACUGAGGUUCACCGGGAACACCCCUCCGCAGGGCGAACUAUCUAUUAACACCCUAUCGACCUUGACUAGUAUACCGACUAUACCUCCCACUUUAUCAACCACCGGCGUCAGCCAAGAUGCGCCAUCCUCCGGCACCAAGGGGACUAGACGCAGCGCUAGACUUGUCCAGUAA